AUGGACGUAAUUGAACUGAUCGAAAGGAGGAAAUUCAAACAGUUGUAUAAAAAUGUUAAGCGAAAAAAACUAGAUAAUUUUUUUUUUUGUAUUUAUAGAUAUAAUAAUUUAUACAAAGGAAAGAAUGAGUACCUAUUAAAAAUAUGGAAAGGAAUAAUAAACAAACCAAAAUAUGCCAACGUAUAUAAUGAUAUGUCAAUUGUUAAUUUUAAAUAUGUAUGUGACUUUUUUACAUAUGAAUUAAACACAAAAAAAAGUUAUGAAAAACAUGAAUAUCCGAAUGAUGUGUGUGCAAACGAAUUAAGUGAAAAAAAAAACAUAUAUAUAGCUAAAGUUUUUCUAAAACAAUUAAUUGACAUUAUAAAAUAUCAAGCAAAUAAAUUAAAUGAGAUUUUGAAGGAUGAUAAAAAUUCAAAAGAAUACAACGACAAUAAUAAUGAAAAUCGAAUAAAAAAUAAAGAUACAAACUGUUCAGAAGAAAUAGAAGAGAUUUGGUGGAAUCACAAUAACUUAAUUGUUAUGAAUGAAAAUAGAGAAUUUGAUUUUCUUUUUAAUAUAACACACACACUUAUAUAUAAUUCAUAUAUUACAAAUAUAGUUGUAGAUAUGUUAAAAAUAUCAUAUAUAAAUAUAAAUGAAUGCUUUUUAAAAUAUAUCCUUUAUACUAUAUAUAAUGUAUAUAUGAAAAAUAAGGAUAUAUUGUUUUUUUAUUUUAUAAUUUAUAAAAAAUUAAAAAAAAUUAAAAAUAACAUUAUUAAUUCACAGAGUUUAUUAAUUUAUUGGAAUAUUGUAAAAUAUAUAAGAAAAAAAAAAAACAUUCUAAAAGUAAUUCAAAGUUUUAAAAUUUUAAGACAUUUUUUUCUCAACAUAUGUGAUAAAAAUUUGAUAUGCAAUUUUGUAAAAUAUAUUUUUGAUUGCCUUCAAAAUAGAUUAAUUAUAUUAUAUGGAGCAAAUUGGCAAAAUGAAUGUAUAUUUCUUCAAAAAAAAACAAAUAUCGCUGAUGAAAUUUACAACGAUUUUUCAGAAUUUUCUUUUUUCGUAUAUUUAUCUAUUCGUGAUUUAAAUUCAAAUGAUAAAUCUUUAUUUAAUUUCAAUUUAAAACAAAUUAAAAAUAUUGCAAAAGCAGAUCAAAUAGAUUCAUUAAACAUUUAUAUGAUUUUGAAUUAUAUUAAUAAUAGUAACUUAGAUAAUUGUUCAAAGUUAAAAUAUUCUACUUGUAUUGUGUUAAAAAAUUUAUCACCAAAUGGGCUUGCCAUGAAAAAUGAAAAUUUAGUUUUUUUUUCACAUUUCGAAAAACUUAUAAAAUCUGAAAUGAAUAAAAAUAUAGAAAUAAAAAAUAAUAAUGAUAUUACCAAAGUAACGCCAAACAAUUUUUCUGAAGGUGCAGAGAAUAAUUUAAAUUUUCGUCAAAAAUUUUCUGAAUGUAUUCACAAUGUUCUUAAAAGCAGCAAUUCUUUAAUAUGUGAUGAAAUAAAAAGAGAAAAUUUUAUAUCCUUUCAAAGUGUGUUAAAAUAUAUUUAUAUUAUUUUUUAUAAUACAUUAAACAAAAAAGGAAAUCCAUUGAUAAAUCGUUUUGACAAUAAAAAUGAGAAUUAUGAAAUUGAAGAAAACAUGAAAUAUAUUUACAACUAUGCAUAUUUUAGUGAUGCUAAAUAUUCAAAUUUCGAGUUUUUAAAUAAACAAGAAAAUAAAAACAGUUAUGUUAUUCUAAUCUCAUUACUUCUUCAUAUGAAUAUUAUAAGCAUAGACGAUAUAUGGAAUAUAAAGUUGUUGAAUAAUAUUAAAAAUAAUUAUUUUUUUAAUAUAUUAAAUUUUUUUAAAUUAAAAAAAAAAUAUACUCUUUUUUUCUUAACUAUUUCAAGAGUUUUAAAAGUAAAUCCCCAAUUGAUUGUUACUUUUUCAAAAUGUGAAAAUGUACAAAUGUUUGGAGAUAUUAAUCAAAAUGAAGAAAUAAAUUUUUUGAACAAUUUUUAUGGAAAUAUACAAAGUAACAAUGAAAAUAAUUUAUAUUUCGAAAUAAUAGUAAACGAAAAAUAUAUCAAAAAUAUUUUAAAAAAACAACAACAUAUUUGUGAUUAUAGUAAUAAUGAAAAAAAAUUAAUAGACACAAUUACCUUUUUAUUAAUUUCUUCCUUAACAAAAUAUAUAUAUAAAUUGCCGUUAAAUAUAUCUAAAUAUAUUUUGAAAGAAAUUUUAAAAUAUUUAUCAAAACCAUUACACGAUGUUAAAAAGCGAAUAAAUGAAUAUUUUGAUAAUAUGUGUUUAAGAAUAAUAUUUUAUAUUUUCGAAUUAAUUUAUAUUAUAUCUUGUCAUAUUUACUAUUCUAAUGAUAUUAAAAAGUUGGAAAACUAUAAUAAGGAAUUUUAUAUUUUUUCGUUUUUUUUCAAUCUCAUAGAUGUUUAUAUAAAAUUUAUUGAAAAAUAUAACAAAAAAAAUAAUACUUGUAUAUAUUCUUUUCUAAAUUAUAAAUUUUGUCAAUUUUUUCUCUUGUUUUUUGAUUUUAAAAUGUGUAAUAAAUAUGUCAAAUAUUCAGAUACUAUUCCAAAUUACACACCAAACAAAUUUACAGAUUUACAUUCUUUCCCAUUUUCAACAUUAUCUCCUUAUUUAUAUUCCUCUAUGGAAAACUCAACAAAUCGAGAACUAAAGGAAAUUGGAAUUCAAACAAAUAGUUUGGUAUAUAUAGAGGAUGUGACGUUAUUUAGUGAAUAUUAUAAUAAAUACAUAGAAUUGCAAAAAAGUAAGAAAAAUUUGAAUUAUAUUGAUGAAAAUGAUGAUAAAAAUAAUUUUGACGAAAUAUAUACAAGUUAUAUUAUAUCAGUUUUAUUUAUAUUUAUUAAAAAUAAUAAUCCCCAAAUUAUGUGCUAUUUAUAUACACUAUUACUUUAUGCAAUUUCAAAUGUGCAUACAUCAGUUAGUUAUAGAUAUAGAGAACUUAAUUAUUUAAUUUUUUUACACAUAUUACCAUGGAAACAAUCUCUUAAUUAUUCUAUAAUGGAUAGCAAGUUAAGUUCAUUUUUUUUCCAAAAGUUUUAUGAAUGCGUUCAAAAUUUGUUACCCGAAAUUGUAGUUGAAAAUUUCAGCCCUUUUCCAGAUUUGGAAAAAGAAAGAAAAAAAAAUUCAAAAACAUAUUUUGAAAUGAAUUAUGAAAGUGAUGAAACACAAAAUAGCUUAUUGGAUAAUAUUUGUGAAGAUAAUCAAAAUGUAAAAAAUAACUUGAAAAAUGAAUACACAAACAAUUUUAACAAAAAAAAUAUAGUAUCAAAGAUUAAUUUGAACAAAAUGACAAUUUAUGAACAGGUUAUAAAAAUAAACAAAGCUGUAAUAAAUAUAUUUUUUUCGAAUAAUGAUACUGAAAAAAUGAUAGACGAUUUAAUCAUAUUACACACAAGUAAUAACUUAUUAAGAAAUUCCAUAUUAAUUACAAAUUUUAUUAAUAUAAUUUUUUUGAAAAAAGAAAUAAAAGAAAAAAAUGUGUUUGAAGUUCUUCAAAACAUAUUUGAUGAGCAAGUAACUUCUUAUUACAUAUCUAUAUUUCAAAAUCCGUUAAAUUUUUUUUUAACAUGCUCAAAAAAAUUUUGUGAAAUAUUAAUUAGAUAUAAUUUUAUGGAUAAUUUAAUAUUUUUUAUUUUUACAAAAUUAAAUAACUAUUUAUCAUUAAUUCCUCCCAAAUUAUUUCAAGAUGAUUAUUUGCCAUUGAAUGUAGAAGAUAUUAUAUCUUUACAAGAAACAUCAAUGGCUCAAUUUAUUAUUAACAUAGAUCCAGAAAUAACAAAUGAUUAUUUAGAAUAUUCGAAGGAAUGUUCUUUGUUCAAUUCAAAACAAACUAAUUCACGUAAUGAAAAUACAGGAGUAGCAUUAGAAUUGAAGAAAAAAAAAUAUUUUUUUUCAGAUUUGACUUAUUUUUUAAGAAAAAUGAAUAUAAUAACAAGCACACUAAAUGUUACCACAUUAAAUGGUUUGUAUGAAUCUGGUUUUAAUUCUAAAUCUGCGUUUUAUUUAUCUUUUUAUAUAAAUGAGCACAAUUUUACAAAUAUAUUUUACUAUUUGAAUAAUAAUAUAAUGGCUAUAACAAAUGAGAAUUUCAAUUUAGAAGAUAAUAUAAAUUAUUAUGAACAUAUUCAUAUUAAAAAUACAACAUUUACAUUAAACCCUUAUAAUAUUUUAGAUAAAACUGUAUUUUAUUUUCAAAUAGUAAUAUUUUAUCUUAUUAUUAAUGCAAAUAACAAGUUAAUAGAUACAUCAAAAUAUACAGAAACAAUAUGCACAUAUUUUAUUAACUGUUUAGAACUUCAUUCAAAACCUUAUGUCAGUCAAUUUAUCAUUUCAAUAAUACAAAUUUUAAUUCAAUAUUUUUAUUUUUUUCCGUCAUUAAUACCUAACAUUCUCCCAAGUAUUACAAAACCAAACAAUUAUCAAAAGGAACUAUCGAAUCACCUCGUUAAUUUUCAAAAAAAAAUAACACGAAUACUCGAAAUAUCAUACAAAUAUGGAUCUGAUAAGAAAGAAUCAUGA
Molecule: messenger RNA, 4515 nt
Organism: Plasmodium berghei ANKA
Lineage: Eukaryota; Apicomplexa; Aconoidasida; Haemosporida; Plasmodiidae
Product: conserved Plasmodium protein, unknown function
Exons: 1
Coding region: 1-4515 (1504 amino acids)
Source: RefSeq, a predicted model, not a curated record